This is a messenger RNA of Akanthomyces muscarius, 1620 nucleotides long. RefSeq lists its product as uncharacterized. The transcript has 3 exons. Gene Ontology annotation, molecular function: zinc ion binding; metallocarboxypeptidase activity. The record is from RefSeq and is a predicted model, not a curated record. The coding region runs from base 1 to 1620 and encodes 539 amino acids. Lineage: Eukaryota; Fungi; Ascomycota; Sordariomycetes; Hypocreales; Cordycipitaceae. Gene Ontology annotation, biological process: proteolysis.
AUGAAGACAAUCAGUUUUGCAACCGCGCUGCUGGUGGCCGUCUCUGCCCACAAACCCGCAGAUAACGGCCACUAUAGUCGCGAUGGAGUUGGUACUCAGGCGCAUGCGCGCCCAAUCGAUGGGAACGCGCCUGUGUUUCCAUUUCUGACCAAGGUCAGGGACGCAGCGGUAGAAUUACUCUUCGGGAGACAUCCCACAAAAGAUUUGGCUGGGUUGGCGACCAACAUCGACAGCGUGCGCUACAAAUAUGCCAACGAAGUCGUCAUGCGAUUUAAUGUUACGAAUAUGGAAGAAGAGCAAGCGCUCGCUGAGGCCUCUAGUCGCCUCUUCCUCGACGUCUGGGGUGUCACUCGCGAUUACGUCGAUAUUCGCAUGCCUUCUAAUCAGGUCUCGCCGCUCCUUGGGCUACUUCCAAGUAAACUUCAGUCUUCGCAUUUCACAUUGAUAUCCGACCUUUCGAGAGCGGUGUACGAUUCUCUUCCCAAAGAUGCGCCGUCGCGUCUCAUCGGGCCCAAGGGCACAUUUGAACGGUCCCCUAGCCGCCUUACUGUGUCUGACAGUCUCUUCUUUCUAAGAUAUCACCCCUUGAAGACAAUUAUGCAGUGGAUGCAGCUGCUGGAAUCAAUCUUUCCCGAGCAUGUCAAAUACAUGUCAAUCGGGCAAUCCUCUGAAGGGCGCGACAUCCCUGCCCUCCGAGUCGGCCGUCCUGGCGUGGACGCUGCAGAUAGUCCGAGGAAGACAAUGGUAAUUACAGCUGGCCUCCAUGCACGCGAAUGGAUUUCGACAACAACGGCGAACUAUGUGGCAUGGGCACUAAUUACCGAGUUCAACAAAGACCCAGUCAUCACCAAGUUUCUGCACCACUUUGAUGUUGUUAUAAUUCCGGCGCUCAAUCCUGAUGGUAUGGAAUACUCCUGGCAAAGCGAUAGACUUUGGCGCAAAUCUAGGCAGGAAACCAGCCUUCGCAUGUGCAAAGGCUACGACCUCGAUCGUUCAUUUGGAUUUGGUGACUCUUCUGAGCACACGCAGAGCGACCCUUGCUCCGAAGACUAUGGUGGUGAAGAGCCAUUUGAGGCGGCUGAAGCUGCUGCCUUUGCGAAAUGGGCUCAUGAACAGACGGAGAAGAACAAUGUGCAGUUUGUUGGAAUGAUAGAUUAUCAUUCUUACUCUCAGCAAAUACUCUUCCCGUAUGCCUACUCAUGUGCCGCGGAGCCUCCAAACCUGGAAAACCUGGAGGAGCUGGCGGCUGGCAUUGCAAAGACGAUCCGUGUGUCUACCGGAGAGUUGUAUAGUGUUUCGCCAGCGUGCGAUGCUGCGAUGGUGGUGGACAAGACAAAGUUGGGUCUUUCACGCAACAGAAUCAACGAAGGCGCUGGCUCUGUGAUGGACUGGUUCUAUCAAGACAUGAAUGCUCACUUUAGCUACCAGAUCAAGCUACGUGACCAUGGUCUUUAUGGUUUUUUGCUUCCAGACGAGGAGAUCAUCCCGACCGGUCGGGAGAUGUUCUUCGUCAUGAAGUACGUGGCCGAUUAUUUGCUGGGCAAUAAUGGAAUCGAGAUGGACACAAUCUUGAUGAUUCAACGCGGUGAGGUUUCUCAGUUUGAUCCGUCUGGUAGAUAG